Molecule: messenger RNA, 431 nt
Organism: Episyrphus balteatus (marmalade hoverfly)
Lineage: Eukaryota; Metazoa; Arthropoda; Insecta; Diptera; Syrphidae
Product: holotricin-3-like
Exons: 3
Coding region: 99-344 (81 amino acids)
Source: RefSeq, a predicted model, not a curated record
AGAAAAUAUUGCAUAUAAGUUCUUUUCUCAUUUAAUAUAAAAAGCACCGUCAAGUUAUAAAUUUUAGUUUAGUUGUUGAAGUAAAUUAAACAAGAAUUAUGAAGAAAGUACUGAUUUGUUGUAUUUUAGUUGUACUUCUUGUAAGUGCUUUAGCAUUGCCAGAUCCAGAACCUCAAGGUGAACAUAAUAGAAAAGGAGGAAAUCACGGCGGUGGCGGCGGUUCUAAAGGCAGUAGCGGUCAUGGACGUUCAUCAGGAGGUGGAGGUAGUCAUCAUGGAGGAGGUGGAAGUCAUGGUGGUGGAAAAGGUGGAAGUCAUGGACGUUCCAAGUCUCAAGGACAUUAAAAUUAUUGAUUUUUAAAAUUUCUUUAAACCGCGGUUUUUGUAAAUACAUAAAGAGAUUUAAAGCUUAUAAUAAUAGAAAUGUGUUUU